Messenger RNA from Ricinus communis (castor bean), 633 nucleotides. Its product is annotated as 60S ribosomal protein L27. The transcript has 2 exons. Gene Ontology annotation, molecular function: structural constituent of ribosome. The record is from RefSeq and is a predicted model, not a curated record. Gene Ontology annotation, cellular component: ribosome; cytosolic large ribosomal subunit. The coding region runs from base 1 to 456 and encodes 151 amino acids. Lineage: Eukaryota; Viridiplantae; Streptophyta; Magnoliopsida; Malpighiales; Euphorbiaceae. Gene Ontology annotation, biological process: translation.
AUGUAUUCCAAACCACAAAGAGCCCAUCCUUUUGAAGAAGAAAAGAAAAUCGUGAAAUUCUUGAAACCAAACAAGGCUGUAGUGCUCCUGCAAGGCCGAUACGCCGGCAGGAAAGCGGUGAUCGUCCGAUCUUUCGACGAUGGACCACGUGACCGCCCAUAUGGCCAUUGUCUUGUGGCGGGAAUAUCAAAGUACCCACCAAAUGUAUUAAAGAAAGACUCGGCAAAGAAAACAACAAAGAAAUCCAAAGUGAAAGCAUUUAUGAAAGUAGUUGAUUAUAGCCAUUCCAUGCCUACUGGAUAUACUCUUGAUGUUGAUUUGAAAGAUGUUGUUACUCCUGAUGCUUUGGUUUCUAGAGAUAUGAAAGUUACUGCUGCUAAAGAAAUCAAGAGAAGAUUUGAAGAGAUAUUCAAGAGUGGCAAGAAUAAGUGGUUCUUUUCUAAGCUUAGGUUUUGACCAAAUGGCAAAUUGGGCUUUUGUUAUGUUAUGAUUUUGAGAGACUGUUUUGUGCUUUUUUGAGUUUGGUAUUAAGAGUAGCUUGUCAUGUUGAACUUAUAUGCUGGAAGUUGAACUUGUGUUAUGAUACUUCUUAUAUUUAAUAAUAGGUUUUGGUAUUUGGAUUAUAAAGCUUAA